This is a messenger RNA of Fraxinus pennsylvanica, 1254 nucleotides long. Lineage: Eukaryota; Viridiplantae; Streptophyta; Magnoliopsida; Lamiales; Oleaceae. The record is from the annotation of a GenBank genome assembly.
AUGGUUGUCCAAGAGCUUGUGUUUGGCGGGUCUCGGUCUUCUGGGAUACUAACGUUCAGGUCAAGAGUGAGCAAGCAGAUUUUCCCGUUAUCACCAACUGAGCAGCAGGCAGUGAAAGGUAUCCGAAGGAAGCUUGAAGUCAAGAGUACCCCCUCUGAGAGUUGUUCUUUUAAGCGCAGAAGGGAUGCACAAUAUUGUCCCUCGCCAUUAGAGAGAUCGUUCUCUUCUGUUAAUCAUUUCUGUUCUAAUGGACGCCUACGGGGGAGAGACGACGCAGAUACUGCCCACCCUUCUGAACUGGUCUUCCUUGUAAAGACCAAUAUGGGAAGAGACGAUGACAGAGCAGUGCGAUUGGAGAAAAUUGGAACUGCCAUUACUUGUAGGCUUCAGUUCGGAUCAUCAUUGUUGGCUGACGAAUCUAUUUUAUUAGUUGAAAAUGUCCUCUUUAUGUGCUUGCUGUUGUCUAUGGAACAUGAAGAGCGAGCCGGUGCCGGAACCCCUCAACUUCCUACAACCGGGUUUCAACUAGAUUCAGGCCAAAGUAUUGCAAUCCCAAGUGUUCCGGGAUGGUCUGGUCGCGUGUGGGGUAGGACGGGUUGCACGUUUGAUACAUCAGGUGUUGGCUCAUGUCAAACAGGGGAUUGUGGGGGAAGGCUGGAAUGUGAUGGCAUGGGCUCCACGCCUCCAGCAUCACUCUUUGAAAUAACCCUGGGAGCUGGAGACCAGAAAGAUUUUUACGACGUCAGCCUCGUUGAUGGAUACAAUUUGCCACUAGUUGCGGUACCACGAGGAGUUCCUAGUGGAUGCAAUGCCACAGGUUGUGUUUCGAAUGUCAACAUGGGUUGCCCGAAAGAACUUCAGGUGAUCGGUACUGGUGAAGGCGAAGGCGGUAGUGAAGUUGUUGGCUGCAAGAGCGCGUGCGAGGCAUUCGGACAGGACCAGUAUUGCUGCAGCGGAGAAUUCGCGAAUCCUUCUACUUGCCGGCCAUCAUUCUACUCGACUAUCUUUAAGAGAGCAUGUCCAAGAGCUUAUAGCUAUGCAUUCGAUGAUGGCUCCAGCAUUUUCACUUGCAAGGCUAAUGAAUACGACAUCAUAUUUUGUCCCGACAGCGGGAUGAGAAGACCAAACAGUGCAUUAACAGCUUCACCAAUGAAAGAAAAAAGAAAUGGGGCUGCAGGGAUGGCUUCAUCCGCAACAAUUCUCCUACCCAUAAAAAUCUCAAUAUCUAUUCUCAUCUUCACUUUGUAUUUCUAG